GUGGUGGCUCUCACUCUCACUCCCCGGAUGCGUGCGGAACGGGCGAGGGAGAAAGAAGGGCAGAAUUAAAUCAAACCCUCCAGGCUCCUUGUCUCAAAUAGGGGACGUGACUGGCCCCGUGGACUAGUCUCACUAAUGGGUUCAGUUGCCUGUGGAGUCUCGACUACCUCAGGCGGAGUGCCAUUUUUAAUCUUCGGGGCGGGCCCGGCCCUCUUAUAUUGGCCUCUCCCCUGCCCGGUUUCAUUCCAAUCUCCUUUCCCCUCCCCUAUCGGGUUUCAUGGCGAGACUUCGGGUUCACCGCUUAAAUGAACGUAUUUGAUCGGGUUCUGGCGCCCAUAUGUAAUCCCGUCGUAUAUUCCUCCCUUUCGCUUCUCCCUCGACUGGCAAUGCACCAUGCCUCGCGAGUCUAAUGAGCCCCUUGACCGCGAGGAUGCCCCGUUUCUCGCCUCGGGUGAAACCACGCCGCCCGUCCAGGAGGAGCCCGACCAGUAUGACGCCCAGAAAGAAGCCAAUCGCAAAAUUCGCUUUCGCUUGAUGGUCACCCUCUUCGCUAUGAUCCUGGCCGUCGAAGUCGGCAUCUGCAUGUCCAAUGGUCCCGUCACCCGCAUAUACGAGUCCAUCGCCUGUCGAGAAUACUACGCGCAAUAUGACCCGACCCAGAUCGGGGCGGACGGGGAGGUCCCGGAGGAAAUGUGCAAGGUCAAGGCGGUCCAACAGGAUCUGGCUGCCGUGAAGGGCUAUAUGGAGUUUUUCGAUGGAAUUCUGAGUGCUCUGCUAGCAAUUCCAUAUGGUCUUUUGGCAGAUCGACGAGGACGAAAGUCCACCAUUUGUCUGAGCAUCCCCGGCUUUGCCCUCAAUUGCAUUAUGCAGCUUACCGUUAUGUGGUUCCCCAACGUCUUCCCGCUGCGAACCGUAUGGGCAUCAUCUUUGGCGUGGUUGUUUGGUGGUGGCCCUGUCGUGGCGUUCGCUAUCAUCUGGACGAUGAUGUCGGAUGUGUCGACAGAGGAGGAGAGAGCUGCGAUCUUCUUCAGAUUCGGUGUGGCUAGCAUGGGGGCCGACUUUGCGUCCAGCGCUGCUAGCUCUUGGAUGAUGUCCUUAGACCCAUGGCUACCCUUGUUGCUGGGAUGGGGUCUGGCGGUUAUUGGCAUGUUCUUUGCAUUGUCGCUACCGGAGACAAUGCCGGUGAAACCAUCGCAGCCGACUUGGAAGCAACCGAGCAUGGAAAUGAGCCAAGUAUCCCCGGGGAACUCCGAGUAUAAGGAUGUCCCGAGCAAGGAACAAGAGCGGGAGGUAUUCAGCGACGAAGAGACAAUUCAGGACGGCGAGGCCGCUUUUACGACAAGUACAACGAAACGACCUUUCUUCGCUAUGGUGAAACACCGAUUCCGGUCCUAUCUGGCGCCCUAUUCUUUCAUUUUGAGAAACAAGCAGAUCAUGCUGCUUCUCACCGCAUUUCUUGUCUACCGGCUCAGCCGUGGCUCGUCCUGGUUCUUGGUCCAGUACAUCUCCACGCGGUUCAAGUGGACCUUGGCCGAAGCGAACUUUCUCAUGUCGUUCAAGCCAGCAUUGACCAUUCCGUUGUUCCUAUUUAUUCUGCCGGCCAUUUCCCGGCAAUUGCUGAAGACCAUGAAGCCGACUCAGAAGGACCUCCAGCUUAUGCGCAUUAGUAUCGGAUUGUUGGCCGUGGGAACCUUGGGCAUUGGGCUCUCUUCCAGCAUUGCCGUGCUGAUUCCAAGCCUUCUAGUUCAAACUUCUGGGUCAGGGUUUGUCUUCCUGACCCGGGCUCUAAUCACCACGUUGGUGCACCGCGAUGAGACGGCGCGUCUCUUCACCAUUAUUGAGGUUCUGCAGUCGGUGGGGAACGUCAUUGCGAGCUUGUCCAUCACGACAGUAUUCCAGAUCGGUCUGGAAAUCGGUGGUCCGUGGAUCGGACUGGCGUGGAUGAUGACGGCGACUGCCUUUACGCUGGUGGGCGUCGCCGUAUGGAUGUUCCGACUUCCUCCUCGUCAACCGGAUAAGACGGAGAGUGACGAGGAGAUAUGACGACGGAAUUGGGACUUGUAUAUAUAAACGACGCGACUUCACUUUCACAUGAUGUAAAUAGGAUUGAUAUAGAUGGUUCGGAGUUAAUAAGAGUUCACUUUCACUUGGA
This is a messenger RNA of Aspergillus ibericus CBS 121593, 2152 nucleotides long. Its product is annotated as putative MFS transporter. The coding region runs from base 394 to 2043 and encodes 549 amino acids. The transcript has 3 exons. Gene Ontology annotation, biological process: transmembrane transport. Gene Ontology annotation, cellular component: membrane. NCBI's taxonomy places the organism in Eukaryota, Fungi, Ascomycota, Eurotiomycetes, Eurotiales, Aspergillaceae. Gene Ontology annotation, molecular function: transmembrane transporter activity. The record is from RefSeq and is a predicted model, not a curated record.